Messenger RNA from Pseudogymnoascus verrucosus, 903 nucleotides. RefSeq lists its product as uncharacterized. The transcript has 2 exons. The record is from RefSeq and is a predicted model, not a curated record. The coding region runs from base 1 to 903 and encodes 300 amino acids. NCBI's taxonomy places the organism in Eukaryota, Fungi, Ascomycota, Leotiomycetes, Thelebolales, Thelebolaceae.
AUGGAUAGUGGCGACCAAGUCAUGCAGUUUUUCGACCGAGAAUACAACAAGGCGCUGGCAUUAUACAACGACGGCGACAAAGAGGAAGAGUGCAUCGCUGCAGCGCAAGAUCUCCUUCAAAAACCCGACCUCCCAAGAUAUCACCGCAUCAUGACCUUGAUCCUCCUCAGCGCAGCUUCUACAAACUGGAACGACGCAGAGGAUUCCCGACUCGAAGCUGAGAGACUAUGGGACCAGACACAUCGCCAUUAUUCCCGGGUUGAUGAUCCCGACGCGUCCCAGACGCUUACUGAGCUACGAGUCGACCUCGAUGUCGUGAAGGAGUUACAGAUCGAGGAACUUGAGAAACUUGAGAGGAUGUUUGGGGAAUAUGACGGUGAAUACGACGUGGAUGACGAGGAAGAGGGAGACGAAGAGGAAUAUGAAAAGGAGCAAGAGCGUGAGGAGGACGUGGAGAUUGAUGUGGAUGUUGAUGCUGCAGCUACUUCUGCUGCUUCUGAUGCUUCUGAUGCCGCCCCCACCGCUCUCUCCAAUGCUGCUUCGGAUACAAAGAGUGAGAGGAGCCUUCAUGGUACGGAGGGGAAUACACCAGAUGUGGCUUCAUGCGAACACGCCAUGGACAAGGUCGAGCUUUCAGCCAGCAACGAGGCAGAGGAUGCAACGAACACAAAGAGCGAUGAAGGGACAGAAGACCAAAAAGCACCGGCUACGACUCAACGCCGAAACAAAUUGACGGGAGCAUGCGCUUCAAAGCUGGCAAGAAAGGUAGUCUGGCCCAUCGUCCCAGCCUCGCCACUCUUCGCGGUCGCGUUACAAGUGGUCAACAGUAACAUGCCGAUGCUCGGAAGAAUGAUGGACUGUGUUCAUGUCCCGCCUGUCCUCCAUAGCACGGGGAUUCGGUAG